AUGACGGGCAACGGGGAGAUUCCGCAGCCGCCGAACGGCGACCUCCGGCCCGUCAGCAUCGUCAUCGGCGCCGACGACGACUCCCACAGUCGAAGUCACGAGAGCAUCGCCCUGCUGCCGCAGCCGGCCGCCGUCAUCCGCCCGCCCGUCCAGAAAAUCUCGGCCCGGUUUCAGCUCUCCGUCGAGCCCGACGCUCCCCUGCCAAUGAUGCGCGAUGAGAGCCACCGUAUGCUUCUUCUUCCGUUGUUCUUUUCAGAUCUUUCUUUUUUUUUUGUUUCCAAGCUUAUCUCUCUGAAAGGUGUGGUGAAGGUAGUUGGACACAGAAAAAAGAAGAAUAUAGUUUCCUUUUCCGUUUCAAAAAGGAUUUUGUACCGUAAACUUCGGCUCGAAAUUUGAAUUUUUUUCGGCUGGAAAAAAAUUUUUGGUAGUGGAAAAGGGAGUCAAGAAACUAAAACCCGCUUUUUGUUUUAUUGGUUUUUCUCAGGAUUGAUGGGUUACCUUAUUUUUUAUAAAAUGAACAGGAAGAUUUUUUUCUUGCUCUUUUCUCCUUUUUUCAAACGCUCUUGAGUGCUCGUCUGGAGGAAACAUUUGUUAAAAUAAGAAGGAUUUUUGAGGUCUCUGAAAGGUUUUUUUGUAGAAAAAAAUGAUUUUUGAUGAAAAAAAUCGAGGUUUUUUUUAUGAGAUUUCUGAAUUUUUUUAACUCCUUCUUGUAGAAAUAUUUAUCAAAAAGUCAACAGGAUGGAUGUUUUUUUGGAAAGGUUUUCUGUUUAAAGUUGGCCAAAAAACUCCCAGAAAUUUUUAGGGAAACUUUCUAAAAAUAUAUUCCAAAUAUUUCAGUUCAUAUUUUAAACGUAUUUUUCGAGCAUCGUUAAUUUGAAAGGUGAGCAAAAAAAUCUUUUUAAAAAAAUCUUAAGUAAAGAGUAUUUUGAAUAUUUUCCAAAGAUUUCAGUUAAAUUUUUCUUGAAAUCCUCACCGAAAAAAAUGAAUAUUUUAGGAGAGCUGUUCUCAUGGGGCGCCCAGAAAGAAGCCGGCGGCAACCACAAUUUGGCCCUCUUCGAGGAGCCAUCCAUGCCGUUUUUCUCCAAUUAUUUGAAGGCCCAUAUCACGCCGGGGCCACUGGAACGGGCACAGAGCUCGCAUGGACACGGGGCCAAGGUUUUUUUGGGAAAAAAACGAGAGAAGUCGAAAAAACGAGUAGAAAUGAGGAUUUUUGGAAGCAAUUUGAAAAAAAAAAGCCUUGAAAAUUGAGCAAAAUAAGAAUUUACUUCUAGAAGUAGUGAAUAUUUCUUUGAAAAAAUGAAAAAAAUUAAGAGGUUUUUUUAUUGAAAAAAAUUGAAGAGAAAGCCUCGAAAAAAAUGAUUAAAAUUAAGUGUUUUUCCGUGGAAAAGUUGAGAAUAUAAAGGCGUCAGAAAUGAGGAUUUUUCUUGAGAAAAAGCUUUCAGAAAAACAUGGACUUUUUUUCAAAAGAAGUUCAAUAAACAGCAUUGAAAAAAAGCAGCAAAAAUUAAGUGUUUUUAGAAAAGUUUGAAAAAUCUGUCCAAAGAUGAGUAAAAAUGAAAAUUUUUCUGAACAAGAUGAAAAAAACAGCACUUUUUUUGAGGAAAGUUCAGAAAGAUAUCCUUGAAAAAUUAAGCAAAUUUUUUUUUAGUGUUUACUUGAAGAAUUUGUGUAAAAAAAUCGUUGAUAAAAAGAGAAAAAAAUUAGAAUUUUCUGAAAAAAAUUGCAAAAAAAGCUUGAAAAAAAUUAGCAAAAAAAUAAAGGUUUUUCUUCAAAAAAAUUUAAAAAAACAGGAACUUUUUUUGAGAAAAAGCUUAGAAAAACAGCCUUUAAACUCAGCUAAAUCAGGUUUUUUUCUUUAAAAAAAUGAAAUAAAAAAAGCCUGUAAAAAUCGGCAAAAAGUCAGGAUUUUCUGGAGUAAAAUGAAAAAGAAAAAUCUCGAUAAAUCAGCAAUAAUAGGGCAUUUUUUUGAAAAAAAGUUUAAAAAAACAGGUUUUUUUGGAGAAAAAGUUUAGAAUACGCAUUUGAAAAAAAUGAGCGAAAUAGGGUGUUUUGUUGAAAAUAAUAGUUGUCAAAAAGAAGUGAAAAUGAAAAUUUUAUGAUGAUAAGUUUAAAAAAAAUCUUGACAAAUCAGAUUUUGUUAAAAAAAUUCUAAAAGUUCGAUUUCAGGCUGAUUUGGGAGUGAUCCUCGGCGUCUACCUGCCCACAAUACAACACAUUCUCGGUGUCACCAUGUUCAUCCGUUUAUUCUGGCUCGUCGGAAUCGCCGGCCUCGGCCAGACCUUCCUCCUUCUCUUUGUCUGCUGUCUUUGUGUUG
Caenorhabditis auriculariae is the source of this 2314-nucleotide messenger RNA. Lineage: Eukaryota; Metazoa; Nematoda; Chromadorea; Rhabditida; Rhabditidae. The record is from the annotation of a GenBank genome assembly.